Molecule: messenger RNA, 2166 nt
Organism: Penaeus vannamei (Pacific white shrimp)
Lineage: Eukaryota; Metazoa; Arthropoda; Malacostraca; Decapoda; Penaeidae
Product: probable methylmalonate-semialdehyde/malonate-semialdehyde dehydrogenase [acylating], mitochondrial
Biological process (GO): L-valine catabolic process; thymine catabolic process
Cellular component (GO): mitochondrion
Molecular function (GO): malonate-semialdehyde dehydrogenase (acetylating, [NAD(P)+]) activity; methylmalonate-semialdehyde dehydrogenase (acylating, NAD+) activity
Source: RefSeq, a predicted model, not a curated record
AUUUUAUUAGAAAAUAUGUUGGUGGCAUCUCAACAGCACCCGUUCGAGGUUUGGCUGCCUUGGCAACACUCGGGUCUCCAGCUCCAGGCCAACCGGGCGCAUAGUAUUUACGCAUCUCCAGCAAUGGCACCAGCACAUUUCCUUCGAUCUAUUAAGAGUCUUCCCCUCCUGAACAUUCACAGGAGCUACAGUGCAUCUCCAGCUGUUACCAAACUUUUUAUCGAUGGCCAAUUUGUGGAGAGCAAAGCAACUGAGUUUGUGGAUGUGCAUAAUCCAGCCACCAAUGAAGUUGUGACCAGAGUCCCAAAGAGCACACAAGAUGAGAUGCAGGCUGCAGUUGAUGCAGCCAAAGCUGCCUUUAAAUCAUGGUCUAAAGCCUCAGUACUUACGAGACAGCAAGUCAUGUUCAAGUACCAGCAGUUGAUUAAAGAUAAUAUUCAUGAACUGGCAAAGAACAUCACACUUGAGCAAGGGAAAACUCUUGUUGAUGCUGAAGGAGAUGUUCUGCGAGGCUUACAGGUUGUGGAACACUGCUGCAGUAUCACCAGUUUGCAGCUUGGGGAGACUAUGCCUGGUAUUGCUCGUGACAUGGAUGCCUUUUCUUUCCGUGUGCCCCUUGGAGUGUGUGCUGGCAUUGCCCCUUUCAAUUUCCCAGCGAUGAUUCCCCUUUGGAUGUUCCCUGUUGCUUUGGUUUGUGGAAAUACCUAUAUCUUUAAGCCUUCUGAGCGUGUCCCAGGAGCUACAAUGAUGCUGGUUGAAAUGCUAAAGGAAGCAGGCUGUCCAAAUGGUGUUGUUAAUGUUAUCCAUGGUCAGCAUGAUGCUGUCAACUUUAUAUGUGACAAUCCAGCUAUUCGGGCAAUUUCCUUUGUUGGAUCAGACCAAGCUGGAAGGUACAUUUAUGAGAGAGGAUCUAAGAAUGGCAAGAGAGUACAGUCAAAUAUGGGAGCCAAAAACCAUGGAGUGAUCAUGCCUGAUGCCAACAAGGAAAGCACAUUGACACAGCUAGUUGGAGCUGCCUUUGGAGCUGCAGGCCAGAGAUGCAUGGCCCUUAGUACAGCAGUCUUUGUUGGUGAGGCUAAGAACUGGCUGCCAGAGUUGGUGGACAGGUCAAAGAAUCUAAAAGUAAAUGCUGGGCAUGUGGCUGGAGCUGAUUUGGGUCCUGUUAUUUCUCCUGAAGCUCGUGAUCGUAUCUGCAGUCUUGUCCAGGCUGGAAUUGAUGAAGGAGCAAAUUGUAUUCUUGAUGGGCGUAAUAUUACUGUGCCAGGAUAUGAGAAUGGAAAUUUUGUUGGUCCCACUAUUCUUGCAGAUGUUACACCUAACAUGAAAUGCUACAAGGAGGAGAUUUUUGGCCCAGUGUUAGUUGCACUCUCUGUUGACACACUCGAUGAAGCUGUGGACCUAAUUAAUACUAACUGCUAUGGAAAUGGUACUGCCAUCUUCACCACCAAUGGAGCUACUGCAAGGAAAUUUACCAGUGACAUCGAUGUUGGUCAAGUUGGUGUAAAUGUGCCUAUCCCAGUGCCACUGCCCAUGUUCUCCUUUACCGGCUCUCGUGGAUCAUUCCUUGGAGAUGCUAAUUUCUAUGGCAAAGCUGGCAUCAAUUUCUACACUCAGUUGAAGACAGUGACUCAGAUGUGGAAAGAGUCUGACGUUACUCCAACACAGUCAGCAACAGCGAUGCCAGUGAUGCGAUAAGCUUGGAUGGUCAAUUAUGAGCUUGGAGAAAUUCCUCUAAAUUAAGCAGAUAUUAUGCACUGAAGAAAUGUUUGGAGGCAUGAAGAGAGUUGCCAAAUUUGGAAUUGCAAGAAAAAAAGCUUAUGUUCUCAUACAUUAGGUGAAAAAAAAUUCCCAGGAGUAACACCAUGAUAUAAAUUAAUAUCAUUUUGCUGUUUCUUACAUUCCAAAAGCAAACUGCAUAGGUAAAUGAAAAAAAUCUGCAAGAUUUUUUGGAAUUUAUGAAAUAUUUUUGUAGUUUAUCUGUGAUCACCCAUAUUCUGCUACAUAAAAAGUGCAAAUAGAUUAUCAGUGUUCCUCUAGAAAAUUAAUUGAAUAUAAUAAUUCACAGAAAUGUAGUUUGGUGAUAUGCAUCAAAUGCAUUCAGUGCAAAUACUGAUGAUUAGUUGGGAGUGUUUGUAUCAAUAAAUAAAAUUAAGUACAUAUAUAUAU